This is a messenger RNA of Hyphopichia burtonii NRRL Y-1933, 1054 nucleotides long. It is a transcript of the gene PEX22, whose product is annotated as Pex22p. NCBI's taxonomy places the organism in Eukaryota, Fungi, Ascomycota, Pichiomycetes, Serinales, Debaryomycetaceae. The transcript has a single exon. The coding region runs from base 374 to 1054 and encodes 226 amino acids. The record is from RefSeq and is a predicted model, not a curated record.
AUAAAAGGAAGCCCAAAUCCACAUUUGAUUGGGUAAGAAGGUGCUAUUUUAAACGUUAUUUGUUUAUCAAAUCGUCUUCGAACGAACCUCGCUUAAUUUUGUGCUGGUUUGCUACGGUCACUAAGUUGAAAAUUCGAGAUUGUAAGGUAAAGUUAUUAAAAACAGUUUACCUUGUUAACGACUAGCUACAUCAUAUUACAUACUCAAGGGUAAUUGGUGUAAUUUUGUUACAAAUAAGUCAUCUUCCUAAAGAAAAGUUUGUUGUUAAGUUGUUGUAUUGAAUAUCAAAAAUUGGUUUGAAGUUAUCGAUUGAAUUCAAUCAACUGAAACUAGUAGGGAAAACAAAAAACAAUUACCAUUUUUGCUUCUGCUAAUGAGUUCUAGAUCACGUCAAGGGAAUCCCAAAUUGUGGUUAACUGCUUUGAUAGCAACGUCCAUUGCUACUGUUUCUUAUCAAGUUUAUAAUAACUAUCUUAAACCUAGCAUACAGGGAGAAGGAAAAGAAGAAGAAGAAGGAGAAGGGGCUAGUGAAAAAAUGCAUACCAAACAUCCACUUAAAGGUGAUGAACAACCAAGUAAGAAAUUGAAAACUCAUGAUAAAUAUACUUCGAAAUCCAUUGCAUUAACAUUAUCGCAUUCAGUAUUAAAUUCAUCAUUACCUUUAAAUGAUAUUUUGUUGAACUCAGAAAAUAUUACUUUUAUUUUACCACCCAAUUUAUCACUUGAUGAUUUGGCGUGUAAUAUCAAGAUUGUCAAUGAACCGGAUAAUACCAAUACUAACAGUACAACAACAACCACUGCCAAUGCUACAAUUAACUAUAAACUACCUCAAACUUUGAUUAAAAAUUAUAAAUUAUUGAACUGUAAUAAUAUCCAAGGGUAUUUUAAUAUUAUUAAGAAUUUAAAACCCGAUAUGUUAUUAGUGUGUGCUGAUGAUUUAGGUAUCAAAAGUGAUAUACCAAAGGAUUUGAAGAGAUUUGCUAAAGAAAUCAUCACCAUAAAUCAAGAUCGUGAUGAUGUCUAUUCAACAAUUAGUCAGAUAUUCAUUAAAUAA